AUGGCGGAUGCCAGCAGUUGGGGUUCGGACCCUCUCCCCGAACCCAGAGUAACUCUUGAAGUGGAGGGGACCCCUGUUGACUUCUUUGUCAACACCGGAGCACAACAUUCGGUCCUCCACACCCCACAAGGAAAACUAGCCAGCAAGAAGUCCUGGGUACAAGGGGCAACUGGUAUGAGCCAGUAUUCAUGGACUACCCGAAGAACAGUAGAUUUGGGAACGGGCCGGGUAUCCCACUCCUUUAUGGUAAUACCAGAAUGCCCCUACCCGCUGUUAGGACGGGACUUACUGACCAAGAUUGGAGCUCAGAUAACUUUCAGACAAGGGGGGCCUCAGGUCACCGAUGGCAAGGGCCACCCCAUCCAGGUACUGACCAUGAAACUGGAGGAUGAAUACCGCCUCCACCAGGAGGCGCUCCCGAGAGAGGAUAAUAUAGACAGAUGGCUACAAGAAUUCCCCUCCGUUUGGGCAGAGAGGGAGGGAAUGGGACUAGCCGCUCACAGGACCCCAGUCCUGGUAGAGCUCAAGCCAGGAGAGAGUCCGGUAAGGAUCAAACAAUACCCCAUGUCUCAGGAGGCCCGGAAGGGGAUCCAGCCACACAUCCGGAGACUACGAAGCCUAGGGGUACUAGUUCCUUGCCAGUCUGCCUGGAACCCCCCACUACUGCCGGUCAAAAAGCCUCACACAAAUGACUACCGACCAGUACAAGACCUCCGGGAAAUAAAUAAGAGGGUCGCAGACAUACACCCAACUGUUCCCAACCCAUAUACUCUUUUGAGCUCCUUGGCGCCCUCCAGGGUCUGGUAUACUGUACUAGAUUUAAAGGACGCCUUCUUCAGUCUGCCGCUGGCACCCCAGAGCCAACCCUUGUUCGCCUUCGAGUGGCAUGAUCCGGAGGAGGGCUACAGUGGGCAACUCACCUGGACACGGCUACCUCAGGGAUUCAAAAAUUCACCCACCAUCUUCGACGAGGCACUACACGAGGACCUGGGUGAGUACAGAAGGGAGCACCCUGGCCUCACCCUUCUACAGUACGUAGAUGACAUCCUGAUUGCUGCCGACAUGGCCAAAGACUGUGAGCGAGGGACCCAGGACCUGCUGGCUAGCCUGGGGGCCUUAGGGUACCGGGCAUCCGCGAAGAAGGCUCAGAUAUGCAAGGAGAGGGUAAGUUACCUGGGAUAUAUCCUGGAGGGCGGACAGCUGCGGUUAUCAGAUGCCAGAAAAGAAACUGUCCUAAAGAUCCCUACUCCCACCUCCCUAAGAGAAGUGAGGGAAUUCCUAGGAUCAGCUGGCUACUGCCGCCUCUGGGUUCCAGGUUUAGCUGAGAUUGCCAGGCCCCUUUAUGAAGCUACCAAAGAGGGGAAAACAUUUAAAUGGACUGAAAAAGAAGAAAUUGCCUUUAAUCAGUUAAAAAAGGCCCUCCUAAGUGCCCCAGCCCUGGGCCUACCAGACAUUACGAAACCCUUCCACCUCUUUGUAGACGAACAUAAGGGAAUAGCAAAAGGGGUUCUAACUCAAGCCUUAGGCCCCUGGAACCGCCCAGUGGCUUACCUGUCUAAGAAACUAGACCCAGUGGCUGCCGGCUGGCCGCCAUGCCUAAGAAUUAUUGCGGCGACAGCACUCCUAGUCAAGGAUGCAGACAAACUGACCCUAGGACAGGAGAUCUGGAUCACGACCCCACACGCCAUUGAAGGGGUCCUGAAACAGCCUCCUGACAGAUGGAUGAGCAACACAUGUGUGACUCAUUACCAGAGCCUCCUACUCAACCCUCCACAAGUGCGGUUCCACCCCAGUGCAGCCCUCAAUCCUGCAACCCUGCUGCCCGACCCUGACCUAGGUGCUCCACUACAUGACUGUGCGGGAAUCCUGGAACAAGUACAUGGAUUCCGGAUGGACCUGACCGACCGGCCCCUCCCCAAUGCCGAGGCUACUUGGUUCACUGAUGGCAGCAGCUUUGUGCGAGAUGGACACAGGUAUGCGGGUGCAGUGGUGGUCACCGAAACGGACACCGUAUGGGUGGAGGCUCUACCCUCCGGAACGUCAGCCCAGCGAGCAGAGCUCAUAGCCCUCACCAAGGUGCUGAUGCUGGGAGCUGGAAAACGGCUUAACAUCUACACAGACAGCUGUUAUGCGUUUGCCACAGCUCAUAUUCAUGGAGCAAUUUAUCAGGAGAGGGGGUUACUGACGGCAGAAGGACGGACUAUAAAAAAUAAGCAGGAGAUACUUAACCUGCUUACGGCCUUAUGGCUUCCUGCCAAGCUAGCCAUUAUCCACUGCCAAGGGCACCAAAAAGCUGAUAACCCAGUAGCUAGAGGUAAUCGAAAGGCGGACCAGGCAGCCAAGGCAGUAGCCCUUACUCCAGAGAUAAAGGGAUGGUGGUAUACACCUAACAAGGAGCACAUGCUGCCAGACCGGCUCGGAGUCUCAACAUUAGAGCACAUGCAUCAGUCUACUCACAUGGGGGCUCGAAAAUUAAAAGACUUAAUCCGACAUGCCGGAAUCAAGAUUCACCAACAGGACACCAAAAUAAAGCAAGUUGUAUCUGCCUGCAAGACCUGCCAACUCACCAAUGCAAGAGACACAUUAAAUAAAAAAGGAACCAGGCUCAGAGGCACCAGACCGGGAGCCCAAUGGGAAGUCGACUUCACUGAAGUCAAACCAGGAAAGUAUGGUUAUAAAUAUCUUUUAGUAUUUACAGACACCUUCUCUGGCUGGGUGGAGGCAUACCCAACCAAGCAUGAAACGGCUCAGACGGUGGCUAAGAAGCUACUAGAAGACAUCUUACCCAGGUAUGGUUGUCCUGCCAUGGUAGGAUCCAACAAUGGACCAGCUUUUAUUUCGCAGGUAACACAGGCAGUAGCCAAGGCGGUGGGGGCAAACUGGAAAUUACAUUGUGCUUAUAGGCCCCAGAGCUUAGGACAGGUAAAAAGAAUGAAUAGAACCCUAAAAGAGACCCUUACCAAAUUAACCAUGGAGACUGGCGGGGACUGGGUGACUCUCCUACCAUAUGCCCUUUACCGGGUUAGGAACACCCCUUACACCUUGGGUUUUACUCCCUACGAGAUCAUGUUUGGCAGGCCACCCCCUGUUAUUCCCAGCCUUCGAGCUGAACUUAUUGCUGAGUUUAAAGAUCAAGAACUUUUUCUUUCCUUGAGAGGGCUCCAGAGGGCGCACGAGGACAUUUGGCCGCGCCUCCGUGCCAUCUACGAGGUUGGCCCGACCCCGACACCUCAUCAGUACAGGCCGGGAGACUGGGUCUACGUCAAGAGGCACCACCAAGAGACCCUCGAGCCGCGCUGGAAGGGACCCUACAUCGUGGCGCUGACAACCCCCACCGCUCUCAAAGUAGACGGCAUCGCAAUCUGGGUCCAUCACACCUACGUUCGGCCAGCGGACCCCUCCUCGAUCCGGAAGGACUUCAUCACGUGAUGGGCCAUCAAUCGGGACCAACACAACCCACUCAAGCUCAAGCUACAGCGCAUUC
Panthera uncia (snow leopard) is the source of this 3484-nucleotide messenger RNA. RefSeq lists its product as uncharacterized. The coding region runs from base 1 to 3429 and encodes 1142 amino acids. The record is from RefSeq and is a predicted model, not a curated record. NCBI's taxonomy places the organism in Eukaryota, Metazoa, Chordata, Mammalia, Carnivora, Felidae. Gene Ontology annotation, molecular function: RNA-DNA hybrid ribonuclease activity; aspartic-type endopeptidase activity; nucleic acid binding. Gene Ontology annotation, biological process: DNA integration; proteolysis. The transcript is spliced from 4 exons.